Messenger RNA from Microthlaspi erraticum, 438 nucleotides. NCBI's taxonomy places the organism in Eukaryota, Viridiplantae, Streptophyta, Magnoliopsida, Brassicales, Brassicaceae. The record is from the annotation of a GenBank genome assembly.
AUGGCGGUUAUCGAUUUUCUUCCGAAAGAGUACGGAUAUGUCGUCAUCGUCGUCGUCCUCUACUGCUUCCUCAAUCUCUGGAUGGGUUUCCAAGUCGGUGGAGCUCGCAAGAGGUACAAAGUUCCUUACCCAACACUAUACGCAAUCGAAUCAGAAAACAAAGACGCCAAGCUCUUCAAUUGCGUUCAGAGAGGUCACCAGAACUCUUUAGAGAUGAUGCCAAUGUACUUCAUACUCAUGAUUCUUGGUGGGAUGAAGCAUCCUUGCAUAUGUGCAGGACUUGGCUUGCUCUACAAUGUUAGCAGAUACUUCUACUUCAAAGGAUAUUCCACUGGAGAUCCUAUGAACCGUCUCACUAUCGGGAAAUACGCCUUUCUAGGACUGUUUGGUCUUAUGGGCUGUACAAUCUCGUUUGCCAUUACAUUGCUUCGCAGCUGA